AUGCGUUUCGCUCUUUUCUGUUUAAUUGCCCUUGGGGCUAAUACUGCUAUUGCGAGUGUUUGCAAACCUCGCCAGUCGAGCGAAACUAGUGUUGUGAUGGUAGAGGCUACAACUGUGACUGUUUCUGAGUCCGGUUCCCCUACAAGCACAAAGCUUGUGAGAACUGGCGGUACAACCUCAGCUACAAUCAUCACGACUUCAGAUAUAGCAGUCACCACAACUACCGAGUUUUCUACGAGUACCGCGACAUUAACUUCCGAGGAUACAACCACCGCCGAUUCAGUUACAACGGUCCUGUCAUCUGCUUCUACCGAAACAACAACCCUCACCGAAACGACCACAACAGCCACUCCACCCCUCGAAACAUUCCAAAUCAUCGCCCCAGAACACAAUUUCCACGAUGAAUACCUCAUCGGCCGCAAAAUCACCUCCCAAGUAAUGGGUUUCGACCUCGAACCCCAAUCCAACAUCCCAACCCUCACAUUCUCCAUCGAAGCAGAGUCAUCUUUUGUCUGCGAGAUAGACGGGAUGUACUUGUGUAUAGAAUACGCCUCGCCCUCUUCACCAGGCCAACUUCAACUCUGCAACAAGGAUAGUCUGGGUAACGGGCGCUGGAGUUUACUUACCUGCGAAAAGACGGACGAGCACGGUCUUGAGUGUUCUGUGCCGGCUGCGACGUGUGGGUUUAAUAUGAAUACGGGACAAGUCGUUUGUAAUGACUUGGAGGGUGAUUUCACGCAGUUUUACUUGGUGGGGAAUGGGAGUCAGAAUGGGUUUACUCUUGCUUUGGGUUCGAGGGAGCAUCCUCCUUCUUCGGACUACUAUACGGCGGUUGAGAUAGAGGUUACUUCCGUUCGGGAUGAGUUAUAG
Messenger RNA from Fusarium graminearum PH-1, 870 nucleotides. RefSeq lists its product as uncharacterized. Lineage: Eukaryota; Fungi; Ascomycota; Sordariomycetes; Hypocreales; Nectriaceae. The record is from RefSeq and is a predicted model, not a curated record. The coding region runs from base 1 to 870 and encodes 289 amino acids. The transcript is spliced from 2 exons.